AUUCUGUGCUCGCGUUUUCAAUUGCCCGCACUCAUAAUUUCAAAUGUUUGAAAGACGUUUUUACGAUCUGCUGCGCAUCCGUACCUGCCCGCGUCAUGUGACUAAAGGGCCUGCCUAUCUACACGUAACCAAGAAUUUCAUUCUCCAGUCCGACCGGAUAAUGGAUGUGUUCUCUCUCUCCUCCACACACCAUUCUCACUCCUCCCCCUUCUUCCCCUCCAUCUUCGCCGUCAAACCCCACCCCACCACCACCACCACCACCACCACCACCGUCUCUGCCUCUCUAAAACCACCCACCCCCAAUUCCAACAACCCCACUUCUUCUCCUUCUUCCUCUAGCAAUCUCCGUCGACCCCAAAACACCCACAAACCCCACAAACCCUCCAAACCCUUAAAACCCUUGAACCCCCUCAAAAACCUCUUCAAACCCACCAACACUACACCCAACACCAAUCACACCACCAACACCAAGCCCCACACUCUCACGAACAAGCUCCGGUUAACCAGCAAACUCUCCCCACCUCCCCCUCCCCCUCCCCCUCCACCGCCCCCGCCCCCGCCCCCGCCGCCACUUCUUCCUCCCGGAGAAAACCUUGUUGAAGAAAAGGAAUUCUCUGAAACCCCCCCGAGAAUUGAAACCCGCCAGGAAGGGAAAAUCUUUGUGGGAAACCUUCCACUGUGGAUCAAGAAAAGCGAACUGGCUGAGUUCUUUCGGCAGUUUGGGCCGAUAGAGAGUGUGAUACUGAUAAAGGGCCACAAUGAGACUGGUAGGAAUAAGGGGUUUGGGUUUGUGAUAUACGGUGGGGAGAUGGCAGAUAGGUCGGCGAUGAAGGCAGUGGAGUUUGACGGGGUGGAGUUUCACGGGAGGGUAUUGACUGUGAAGUUGGAUGAUGGGGUGAGGUUGAAGGAGAGGGAGGCCGCGAGGGAGAGGUGGGUGGAGGAUGGGGAGGAUGGGGUGGAGUACAGGUCUGAGUGGCACGAAGAGAGGGAAGGCUCGCGGAGGGAAUUCCGGAGGGUGCUGGAGACUCAGCCGGAGAAUUGGCAGGCGGUUGUGCGAGCUUUUGAGAGGAUUGAAAAGCCUUCCAGAAAAGAGUUCAGUUUGAUGGUGAACUACUAUGGAAGGAGGGGAGACAUUCAUCAUGCACGUGGUACCUUUGAGAGCAUGAGGGCGAGGGGAAUAGAGCCAAACUCACAUAUCUAUACAAAUCUGAUUCAUGCCUAUGCAGUAGGCAGAGACAUGGAUGAAGCAUUAGCUUGUGUGAGGAAAAUGAAAAAUGAGUGCAUUGAAUUGACUUUGGUCACUUACAGCAUUAUUGUUACGGGAUUUUCUAAAGUCAGCAACAUUGAAGCUGCUGAUCAGUGGUUUAAGGAGGCGAAAGAGAGACAUGCAACUUUGGAUGCGGUCAUAUACGGAAGUAUAAUAUAUGGCCAUUGCCAAGCACGUAACAUGGAUCAAGCUGAAGCUUUGGUGCGGGAGAUGGAAGAAGAAGGUAUUGAUGCUCCUAUCAAAAUCUAUCACACUAUGAUGGAUGGUUACACAAUGAUUGGAGAUGAAGACAAAUGUCUACUUGUGUUUAGAAGGCUUAAGGAAUGUGGGUUUUCACCUUCAGUAAUCAGUUAUGGGUGCCUUCUUAAUCUUUACACAAAGAUGGGAAAAGUUUCCAAGGCCCUGGAGGUCAGCAACAUGAUGAAGUUGGCAGGCAUAAAACAUAACAUGAAGACCUACUCCAUGUUGAUCAACGGAUUUGUAAAGUUGAAAGAUUGGGCAAAUGCGUUUGCGAUUUUUGAAGAUGUUGUGAGAGAUGGCUUAAAGCCAGAUGUUAUGCUUUACAAUAACAUCAUUGGAGCAUUUUGCGGCAUGGGUAACAUGGAUCGUGCAAUUCAAACUGUUGGCCAGAUGCAAAAAGAGAGGCACAAACCUACCUCACGAACAUUUACGCCCAUUAUACAUGGUUUUGCAAGAGCUGGAGACAUUAGAAGAGCCCGUGAGGUUUUUGAUAUGAUGAGGAGGAGUGGAUGUUUUCCGACUGUGCACACUUUCAACUCUCUGGUCCUAGGCCUUGUUGAAAAGCGCCAGAUGGGAAAGGCUGUUGAAGUAUUAGACGAGAUGUUGCUGGCAGGCAUUUCUCCAGAUGAGCAUACUUAUACUACCAUCAUGCAUGGUUAUGCAUCAAUUGGUGAUACUGGAAAAGCUUUUGAGUAUUUUACUAGAGUGAAGAAUGAGGGGCUGGAGAUUGAUGUGUAUGCAUACCAGGCAUUGCUUAAGGCAUGUUGUAAGUCUGGCAGGAUGCAAAGUGCUUUAGCAGUAACAAAAGAAAUGAGUGCUCAAAAUAUUCCAAGAAACACGUUUGUCUACAACAUAUUAAUUGAUGGAUGGGCUCGAAGAGGUGAUGUUUGGGAAGCUGCUGACUUGAUGCAACAAAUGAAACAAGAAGGGGUUCCUCCAGACAUCCAUACUUACACAUCUUUCAUAAGUGCUUGUGGAAAAGCUGGAGAUAUGCCAAGAGCAACAAAAACGAUGAAAGAAAUGCAAGCUGUUGGAGUGAAGCCAAAUGUCAAAACCUACACCACACUUAUACAUGGAUGGGCCCGUUCAUGUCUUCCAGAGAAGGCUUUGAGAUGCUUCGAAGAGAUGAAGAUGGCUGGGUUGAAGCCAGACAAAGCCGUAUAUCAUUGUGUGAUGACAUCAUUAUUAUCAAGGGCUACUGUGGCUGAAGAUUAUAUUUACUCAGGAAUUCUUUCUCUUUGUGGGGAGAUGGUGCAAUCUGGAUUGACAGUCGAUAUGGGGACUGCAGUUCACUGGUCCAAGUGCUUACGCAAGAUUGAGAGGACCGGAGGAGAGAUCACAGAAGCGCUGCAGAAGACCUUCCCUCCUGAUUGGAACUCCUACGAAACCAACAAUGCAAUUUUAAAUUUAGAAACUAAUGAAGAUGGCUCAGACAUUCAUGGCUAUGAUGGUGUUGAAGAUGAUAAUAAUACGAUAUAUUAUACUGACAGUGAUAGUGAAGAUGAUGAAUGAUGGGAAAGCUUAUAUUGACCAUAGAAGGGUGCUUUUGCGGUGGGUCCCAGGUCUGUAACUAGUUCAUCUGCAACCUAUGUAGCACUGACACAGACAUGCUUCAAGAAACAAACACAACACCGAGACUCCGACACGUAAAUUGCAAAAAUUGGAGGACACAACACGUUAGGGGACAUGUUUUAAAAAUAUGCAUGUAUACUGGAGUACGAAUAAUGCAUAAACAAAUAAGGCUCUAUUUGUAAAUAUAAAAUAUGUAACACCGUAUGUACCUUAAAUCAUAUUUAUCAUUACAUCAUUCACAAAAAUAUAUCAACAAAAAGCAUUUGAUCCUAUGUGUAUCUUUAUAAUCAAUAAACCAGUAUUCUUCGCACAAAAAAUAAGACUUCCCUAGUACCCUAACUCUUAAUGAGUCUACUAUUUUGUUUAACAACCCCGGCUUGUAUUGCUAGUGUCCCGAGAGUGUCCGAAGCAUUUUUUAGAGUGUCCCCAAAGUGUCCAAACAAAAAACAUUAAGAAAAAAAUACACUUUGGAUUUGAGAAUCGGACACGUGUUCAGAGAGUGUCGGUUUCCGACACGGGUACCUGACCUCUGAUGAAGUGUUCGUGCUGCAUGGGCUGCAAUUUUCCAGUUUAGCUUUAUUUAAUCUGAAAUAUACAUACCCAUUACAGACUUCAACACGCGCAUGGAAAGUUUUUAUGUCACUACAAAUCUGGCCUAACAGGUGGUGAAGAAAUUCGAAAAACGUAAGGGGGAGUCAGUUGUCAUCAUCAAAUAAAGAUAGGUGAUGGGAAAUCUGGUGACACAGGCUGGAAAAGAGGGAUGAGUUUUUUAUUUGCAAGAGCAAGCAAAUGGAAAAGUUCAAGAGGCACAGAGAAUUCCAUACUGAAUUAUUCCCAAGUGGAUAAAAAAUUGGAGGCUGCUUACAAUGUACAGUACAAGCAUAUGAAGAUUUCUCACAAUAUUACUCAACGAAGGGGAUAGCCAUCCAGAUUUUUGGUACUGAAGGUUAAGGCAGCAUGUUGUGUCUGUGAUACCAGAAAGAGAAGCAUUUCGGGAUUCAGAGCAAAUCCCCGCGGGGACAUUCCAAAUCCAGGCUUCAUUCUCGAAUCUUCUAGUAAAUCCAUCUCUCCACCACCUGGAUUUCCGCAGCCUUACAUGUUCAUGAAGCAGAAUCCCAGUAACAGUCUCUUUGGAUUUGAUGGCCCGGAGGAUUUACCUUCAUUGGUUUGCAUGGGCUGUGUGCAUUGCCAUAUGUACAUCUUGGUGUCUGAGAGUGCACCAAAAUGCCCAAAAUGCAAGAGCAUUGACUUGCUUGACAUCUUGCGCCUCAAUGAGCCGAUGAAGAAGAAAGCAAGGAAGAACUAACUAUCUUUCUCAGAUGUUGAUGGAUCGUGCUAUGAAGUUUGUCUAAUAAACCUCCUACCUAUCAUUAUGUUUAUCGUUGUUCUUUUGAGUUUGGCCAACUCCCUAGCUAUUGAGUGUUUGCUUAUUGGGCUUUAGGGUUUGUCUAAUGAACUUUCCAGCUAUUUAGAUGUUUUCUGGGUUGUGUUUUUAAGUUUGUGUGAUGAACUUUUAUGGGGGUAAAUUUCAAGCUAUUAAAAUGCUCAUGGUUUGUGCUUU
Molecule: messenger RNA, 4640 nt
Organism: Rhododendron vialii
Lineage: Eukaryota; Viridiplantae; Streptophyta; Magnoliopsida; Ericales; Ericaceae
Product: pentatricopeptide repeat-containing protein At5g04810, chloroplastic
Exons: 14
Coding region: 44-3019 (991 amino acids)
Molecular function (GO): RNA binding; protein binding
Source: RefSeq, a predicted model, not a curated record